AUGGGAAGUCGAAUGAAGGCGUCUGGCGGGCCGCCAGGGUCUAAAGGCGGCCCUUUGGUGCGUCGCCAUUCAGGCGUUUUGGGGUAUUUUUCUCGGGCGAGUGUGCUCUUCAAGCGUCUGCGGCGCUACGUGACAGUUCGUUCGCUUUCUGUUGCCGUCCUCGUCUUCGGCGUCUGCUACUACGUCGUGCAGCAGCGGCUGCUAAGUGUCUCGCGGAUCAGCUUCGGGGCAGAAGGCCCAGGACUCGCCCCCGCUUUCAACAUCCCAUCUCGCUUCUUCUCGCUCUCGCUGCAGUCCGACAAAGGCACAGUGACAGAGGACGAAAAACAGGCGCUCUCGGGAAAUGAGUUCAGCGUCUCGUGGUCGACGUCACCUCGCCUGUCUGGAGGCGCAAAGGUGACGACGCAGGUGGUGAACAAGCAAGACGGAACCUUUUUGCUUCGCUACACGCUCCACGACGACAUCCCCGCAGGUUACUCGCUUACUGGGAAGCUUCUCUACGCGGGAAAGAAGCCCGAGAAGAGCAUUGUCGAGCCUUUCGUCUUCAAACUCGACGGGCCAGUCCACCCGGCCACCUGCCAGUGCCCUCAGCCUGCACACGAGUGGAAACAGGCGCUCGCGUGUUCACACACGCUGCCUCGACAACUCCAACGUGACCUCUCGAGAUUCCCCAUCAUCGACUUGGAUCGUCUGCGAAAAGACGGCCCGGCGUUUGCGGCACCCAACACUCUGCGAACGGUUAUUCACUACGUGAUCAAGAACAAUCAGAUUUUCCGUCGUCACUUCGGCCCUCUCCCGGGUUUCCAGUACUUCAUGGACAAUGUCUUGCUCUACCUCGCUGCAGCUGUCAAGCUUCCAGACGUUGAAUUUUUGAUGAAUCUCGGAGACUGGCCCUUGGAGAAGCGCGGCGCAGACGAGGGCGCCUUGCCGCUUUUCUCUUGGUCCGGAUCAGACGACACUCUCGACAUUAUUCUUCCUCAGUGGGAUGUCGUCAAGACGAGCACUGCCUUCGGAAAGUCGGAUCCCGACCUUCUCACAGUUCAAGCGGGGUCGCUCGUGCCGCUGGCCAAGCGAAUUCCGAAGGCCCUUUUCCGCGGCCGAGACAGCAACCCUGUGCGCGUGAAGCUCGCCGAACUUGCGCGGGCGCAUUCAGACCUUCUCGACGUAGCGAUCACGAGCUGGGAAAACGACACACACGCCGAACAGGAGAAGAAACUCGGGGGCGGGUACAAGGCUCGAAUUCCCCUCGAGAAAUUCGGCGAAUACAGAUACCAACUCCUCGUGGAUGGAACCGUCGCAGCCUUUCGGACGCCCUACCUCCUCAUGACUGGAAGCCUGCCUCUGAAGCACGAGUCGCGGUACUACGAGUGGUUCUACGCGGACCUGGAGGCCGGCGUCCACUACCUCCCCUUCAAGAGCGACCUUUCCGACCUCGUGGACCAACUGAAGUGGGCAGAGCAGCACCCUGUUGAGGCGCAAGCCAUCGCCGAUCGGGCUCGCCAGUACGCCCAGGAGCACCUCGCUCCCAACAAGAUUUUCUGCUACUACUUCCAAGCACUCGAGGCAUACGCCGCGCGACAGAAGGGCACUCCAACUGUGACUGAGGACAUGGUGAAAGUACAGCCGACGGCAGCUGCUCCGUCGUGUGCGUGCGAGUCAGAGGACUCCGAGUCGAAAGAGGUGGACAUUUCGUAUCCUCUGGUUCAGCUCAAUUCCAAAAACAUCGCAAGACUUCUCGGCGAAGAGCGAAAGGUCGUUGUGGUUGCGUCAUACUCUUCGUUCUGCAACAAAAGCUCGUCAUUUCUCCCGAAAUUCCUCAAGGCCGCGCGGGCGUUCGCCGCGAAGAAGGCGCCCGUCCUGUUCGCCCUGGCCGAAGGCCUCACGAACCGGUACCCAGCUCCCUACGACUUCUGCAACUACAAGUCUCAGCCGCGAGUGCUUGUUUUGCCUUCCGGUCGCGAAACCGAGAAGGUUGAGGUGAUGGACGAUUUCCUCACUGUGUUCAACAUCGUCAAGUUCGUCUCCAACCACGUGGCGGGUGAGUUUCGCCCCAGUGUCCCCGAAGACCUUCCAGAAGUCAUGUCUCAAGCUGUCCCCGCAGACAACUCGAAACCCGUCAAAGUUGUCGUCGGGAACACUUUCGACAGCAUCGUCUUCGACAAGGAAAAGGACGUCCUGCUGGAAAUUUACGCGCCGUGGUGCGGACACUGCAAGAACUUGAAGCCGCUGUACGAGGAGUUUGCGAGACUCGCAUCGCUGUCUCCGACUGCGUCCAAGUCUCUCGUAGUUGCAAAGAUGGACGGGACCGAGAACACGACCCGACACAAAGCCUUCUCGUGGUCAUCCUACCCCACCAUUUUGUUCGUCAGAGCUGGGUCGCACACGCCUAUUCCUUUCUCCGGUCCCCGGACGAUCCGAGGUUUCUACGACUUCGUUGUAAAGCACGCGAGCCACCCCAUCGACAUCGCAGGCAUUCCCCCGCCGGAGGUGGACGUCUUCUCAGGCCCCACCGCCGCGACAGUCGUCAACUCCUCCAACUUUGAUGCAAUUGUCAUUGGCAAGAAGGAUGUUCUCCUCGAGGUCUACGCCCCGUGGUGCGGACACUGCAAACGCCUUCAACCGGAAUACGAGUUAUUCGCUAAAGCUGCGGUAAAAUCUCCGACCGCGCAAGCACACCUUGUAGUCGCGAAAAUGGAUGGCACAGAAACGCGCCUUUCAAACCCCGACUUCAAAGUCACCGGCUUUCCCACCAUCUGGUUCAUCAAGAAGGGAAGCGGCAAGCCCAUCAGACACACUGGGGGCCGAUCGGCAAGGGACCUGCUGAAGUUUGUCCAGGAGCAUGCCACGUCGAAGAUCGACGUUGAAUUGCCGCCAGAAGAACCACCGAAGCCUUUGUCACAGGCAGUGCCUACCGACAACAGCGGCCCUGUGAAGGUCAUUGUCAGGGAUACUUUUGAAAAGCAGGUGUUGCAGAGUGACAAGGAUGUGUUGCUGGAGGUAUAUGCGCCGUGGUGUGGUCACUGCAAGAAGCUGGAGCCGGUGUACGAGGCAUUUGCGCGAGAAGCUGCGAAAUCACCAAGCGCUUCGAAGCAUCUGGUUGUGGCGAAGAUGGACGGCACACAAAACACGCUAGACAACCCGGAUUUCAAGUGGACAGGCUUUCCCACCAUCUGGUUCAUCAAGAAGGGAAGCGGCAAGCCCAUCAGACACACUGGGGGCCGAUCGGCAAGGGACCUGCUGAAGUUUGUCCAGGAGCAUGCCACGUCGAAGAUCGACGUUGAAUUGCCGCCAGAAGAACCACCGAAGCCUUUGUCACAGGCAGUGCCUACCGACAACAGCGGCCCUGUGAAGGUCAUUGUCAGGGAUACUUUUGAAAAGCAGGUGUUGCAGAGUGACAAGGAUGUGUUGCUGGAGGUAUAUGCGCCGUGGUGUGGUCACUGCAAGAAGCUGGAGCCGGUGUACGAGGCAUUUGCGCGAGAAGCUGCGAAAUCACCAAGCGCUUCGAAGCAUCUGGUUGUGGCGAAGAUGGACGGCACACAAAACACGCUAGACAACCCGGAUUUCAAGUGGACAGGCUUUCCCACCAUCUGGUUCAUCAAGAAGGGAAGCGGCAAGCCCAUCAAACACACUGGGGGCCGAUCGGCAAGGGACCUGCUGAAGUUUGUCCAGGAGCAUGCCACGUCGAAGAUCGACGUUGAAUUGCCGCCAGAAGAACCACCGAAGCCUUUGUCACAGGCAGUGCCUACCGACAACAGCGGCCCUGUGAAGGUCAUUGUCAGGGAUACUUUUGAAAAGCAGGUGUUGCAGAGUGACAAGGAUGUGUUGCUGGAGGUAUAUGCGCCGUGGUGUGGUCACUGCAAGAAGCUGGAGCCGGUGUACGAGGCAUUUGCGCGAGAAGCUGCGAAAUCACCAAGCGCUUCGAAGCAUCUGGUUGUGGCGAAGAUGGACGGCACACAAAACACGAUCGACCAUCCCGAGUUCAAGUAUAGAGGCUUCCCUACCAUUUGGUUAGUGAAGAAGGGCACCGGAGUCCCGAUUGAAUUCAGUGGCAGCAGAACGGUUGAGGGGCUGCAGAAGUUUGUUUCGGAUUACGCGAGUGUGAGCGGGUUGUUUGAUGUUACUCGGGAUGAACUGUAAAUUGUUUUUAGGAUCUGGUCAAGCAGUCACGGCGAAGUAUAUGCUAUUAUUUUAUAGGAGCAUAAGUGGUGUUUCCCAGAAGGCAUGCAUUAUGUGUGGGAUUGCUGUUGUCCCCUCUUUUUGUACGUUAUAUACUGCGCGUGCGGUUCAAAAGCAUCGUUUGUUAAGAUUCUGGUUGGUACUAAUCGCGUGUCUUUGCGGGGUCACAUUUAUGUGGUAACGGCGUCAGAAUGAUUCAGUCACCUUUCAAAAGCAAGAACUUCAGUUGAGCCACAGCGGCCGGCACUAUGAUGUGGAUUGAAGUUUCAUCAUAUCGAUGUAGCUCGCGAGGCUGACGACGGUAUCAAGAAAUUU
Messenger RNA from Toxoplasma gondii ME49, 4491 nucleotides. RefSeq names its product protein disulfide-isomerase domain-containing protein. Gene Ontology annotation, cellular component: endoplasmic reticulum. The transcript has 12 exons. The record is from RefSeq and is a predicted model, not a curated record. Bases 1 to 4137 code for a protein of 1378 amino acids. NCBI's taxonomy places the organism in Eukaryota, Apicomplexa, Conoidasida, Eucoccidiorida, Sarcocystidae. Gene Ontology annotation, biological process: protein folding; response to endoplasmic reticulum stress. Gene Ontology annotation, molecular function: protein disulfide isomerase activity.